GUAACCCCAAUUCCCUGCUGGGAUGACAAGCCGGCUUUAAAGAGCCAGAGCCUCCCUUUAUUGCUUCCCCUAUCAGAUUACAACAAGCAGGCUGUGGGGUGGUGGUCAGGCUAUUUUUAGAAGCCUGCUUUCUAAAAAUAGCCCAGAGAUGUUUAGAAUUGCGUCACAGGCCCCUCUCCCCACACACACCUCCCCAGGAGGGGGUGACUACAAAAGGAAGGAGUUCCAGAGAACAAGGGGUCAGCAAGUUCAGACCCAGGCACAGAGAGGAAAGAGAACGAUGACCAUCUUGUGUGAAAACUGCCGCAAGCCAAUCAGGACAGAGACCUGCAUCUCGAGAUGCCCAACUGCAUCUGUCUCCGGGCGGGAGAAUAGGACCACAAAGCCAUUCAGGUCAACUAAAGGUGCUUCCAAGGCUCGCCGGGAUCAGAUCAACGCUGAGCUGCAGAAUCUGCGCUCCCUUCUGCCCAUCUUGGAGCAAGAGAAGGAGCGCCUCUCAUACCUUCAUACCAUGGCUCUUGUCUGCUUCUACAUACGAGAGACGCAGCUUUUCCCCCCAGAUUUACAUGAAGUGAUGGGACUAGCCUCUAAUUUCGCAACUUCUGCUGCACUGAAAGAUCCAGAACUGCUGCUUUCCCUCCCGGGGUUCAUCCUGGCUUUCAGUGCAAAUGGCAAACUGGCUCAUGUCUCUGAGAAUGUGUCCCACUUCCUUGGAUUUUCUGUGGUAGAACUCUUAGCCCACACUGACUCCAUCUUUGACCUCUUGAGCAGCCCAGCAAGCGGGAUUGUCCAGGAGAAGCUUGGUUUUGCCCAACAGCAUCCAGGCACUGAAAUUGAGUUCAUCGCUGAAAUGCGCACUUUGAGAGCCUUUCGGGUGAGGUAUGGAAGGAACCGUUUGAUGGCUGUGCGUGGCAGAUUCCUCAUGCUCAACCCGCAGUCGACGUCCUCCUCUCCUGCCUUGACCUUUGUUGCCUUCUGUACUCCUGUCACACACCUGUCAGAAGAUGUAGAUGGGGCUUCCAAGGACUCCUCAUUCCAGAGCCAGCACACACUGGAUAUGAAGAUCGUGGAGAUGACUGAAAACGUUAUUUACCAUCUUGGUUAUCAAAAGGAAGAGCUGGUUGGACAGUCUUGGUACGGUCUCCUGCAUUCUGAAGAUAUUGGAAGAGCUGCAGAGAUUCACAGGACUCUGAUUUCAGUGCACGAUUCUGGGAGACACAUUCGGCACACGGUGGUCCGUCUGCUCUGCAAGGACCUGAGCUGGGUUUGGGUGCGAGUUCUUGCGAUAAGGGAGAAUGGAAAGGGAGGAGAGCUGAUCACUUGCAGCAACCACAUCCUCAGGGAGGAAGAAGCCCUCUAUCUCCGGAACCAAGACCCACAGCAUGGAGCUGUUUCCCCAGCUAUCCCAAAUCUUCAAUGCAAUUCUGGAGAAAUACAGCAGCAGAUGACAGAGCUGAACGAAGCCAGUUUCUUCCCUCAAGAACCAGUGGCAGCCAUGGAUGAGUUCAACCCCUCUCAGCUGCUUGAGGCAUGUGAAGAAAAGAUGCUUCCUUCUGCCCUCCAGUCACUGUUUCCAACCAACAUCCCUCUCCCUAACAUGAGGGCUGAGGCAGGCACCCUGCAGCCGCCUCAAGAAACGGGACUUCCAUUCUUUCCGGCAGGUGGGCCCAAAAGUCUCUCCAGCCUAGACAAUGCCAAAAGGCUGCCCUCCAUGAACCCUUAUGUCCUCUGCUCCCCUGGAAAUGCACUCCCCCCCGACAGCAGCCCUCCUGUAGACAUUUCUCCAUUAUUUGAAGGAGGGCCAUCCACAGGCAUGUUCCCAACAACAGGUACAAGCCCUGACCCAGACAGAUGGGCCAUCCGCAUGCUGGCUGGACAAAUCCACUCCCUGGCUGAAAUCUUCUCUCAAUACGCAAAGCAAGCACCUCAGAAGUCUCCUGGCAUUUCCUUGUGGCCCAGACAGUCUGCUGAGGACACUCACGUGAUACCAAGGCAGGGUUUGGGGACUAAUGGAGCUCUAGAUUUCCCCGAGGAACUCUCUGUGGAUGAAGAUGUCAUCGCCAGCAUCUUAAACAGCUUCCUAGAACCAAACAACUUAAACCCGCUCACUUCUGAGCUUGGGUCAGAAAGCAGUUUUCAUGCAUUAAAUGCUGAGCCACGGGCUUCCUUAACCCAGGCUCCUCAAACAGACGUAACUCCUUGCCUUGAGCAGUGCCUCUUCUUGCAUUCGUUGUCUUCCUCUGCAUCACCCAAUACCCAUGUGCCUGACUCCCAGUGGGAUGGGAGAUUCCAUACUGUAUUUCAGCAAGGUGUCUUUCCAGAAGAGGCCAUGUUCUGCUGAAUGUGUCCUGGUUGCCCCCGAGAUUGACUUUUAGAAAUGAGAGCCCGUGUUGGCAGAUAGAUAACCUGGCGGUGGAGACCUAUCCUUCAACAUUUCUCCAGUGAAAUGGGGAUGUCUUGCCAUACCCUCCCAGUAUUUCUGCAAUGGAAAUAGGGGCGUCCUAAGGAGAAGUGGGACAUUUUGGGAUCAAAUCAGAAACCUAGGACGGCUCCUGAAAAUCCUGGAAAACAGGAAAAUUUGGAGUGUCUGUGGAGAAUGGGACUGGCCUGAGGCAUGAGACCACAUAAGAAAGUGACCAAG
Zootoca vivipara (common lizard) is the source of this 2641-nucleotide messenger RNA. RefSeq lists its product as uncharacterized. Lineage: Eukaryota; Metazoa; Chordata; Lepidosauria; Squamata; Lacertidae. Gene Ontology annotation, molecular function: protein dimerization activity; DNA-binding transcription factor activity, RNA polymerase II-specific; RNA polymerase II transcription regulatory region sequence-specific DNA binding. Gene Ontology annotation, biological process: regulation of transcription by RNA polymerase II. The record is from RefSeq and is a predicted model, not a curated record.